This is a messenger RNA of Cynocephalus volans (Philippine flying lemur), 1362 nucleotides long. It is a transcript of the gene EBP, whose product is annotated as EBP cholestenol delta-isomerase. Gene Ontology annotation, biological process: cholesterol biosynthetic process. Gene Ontology annotation, cellular component: membrane; endoplasmic reticulum. Bases 401 to 1093 code for a protein of 230 amino acids. The transcript has 6 exons. The record is from RefSeq and is a predicted model, not a curated record. Gene Ontology annotation, molecular function: steroid Delta-isomerase activity; cholestenol delta-isomerase activity; C-8 sterol isomerase activity. NCBI's taxonomy places the organism in Eukaryota, Metazoa, Chordata, Mammalia, Dermoptera, Cynocephalidae.
GGCCAGAACUAGGGAUGUUACGGAGACGUCAAGCCAGCCUACAGGGAUCCAGGACCCUGCGGGAGAGGCCGCUGCGAUCGCGCGGCUGGCUGCAGUUUCCAGGACCUCGGAGAGGGAAUAGCUUUCCGUUGAACGGUGCAAGGAGACACUGACCCCUGCCAUGGAACCAGUGACUCUUGGUGACCGUCACAGCUUGGUGACCAGGACUCUCCCACCAAACCGUGACUCAUGAAGGAUGAGACCAGGCCUGGUCCUGUGUCUCCCUAACCAGACUGUGACCUAUGAGGGCUGGGACCAGGCAUCGUUCCCGUGUGUCCCUCACCAGACUUUGACCCCUGAAGGUUUGUCUUUUCCUUUGUUCUCCGUGUUUAUCUGCACAUAGCCAUCGGCCCACGAAAACAUGACCACCGACGCUGGCCCCUUGCACCCAUACUGGCCUCGGCACCUAAGGCUGGACAGCUUUGUGCCUAAUGACCGCCCCACCUGGCAUAUCCUGGCUGGCCUCUUCUCUGUCUCUGGGGUCCUAGUUGUGACCACAUGGCUGUUGUCAGGUCGUGUUGCAAUCGUCCCACUGGGGACUUGGCGGCGACUGUCCCUGUGCUGGUUUGCAGUGUGUGGGUUCAUUCACCUGGUGAUUGAGGGCUGGUUCAGUCUCUACCACGACGACCUUCUUGGAGAUCAAGCCUUCUUAUCUCAACUCUGGAAAGAGUAUGCCAAGGGAGACAGUCGAUACAUCCUGGGUGACAACUUCACGGUCUGCAUGGAGACCAUCACGGCAUGCCUGUGGGGACCACUCAGCCUGUGGGUGGUUAUCGCCUUUCUCCGCCAGGAAUCCCUCCGCUUUGUCCUACAGCUCGUGGUUUCUGUGGGCCAGAUCUACGGAGAUGUGCUCUACUUCUUGACGGAGCACCGUGACGGGUUCCAGCAUGGGGAGCUGGGCCACCCUGUCUACUUCUGGUUUUACUUUGUCUUCAUGAACACCUUGUGGCUGGUGCUGCCUGGAAUCCUUGUGCUCGAUUCUGUGAAGCAGCUUGCUCAUGCCCAGAGCGUGCUGGACUCCAAGACCACAAAAGCCAAGAGCAAGCAGAACUAAUGAGCGGUGGACUGGGCUUGAACACUGGCUGAUGAGGAGCACUCUGCCUGCCAGAAGAGUCCAGUCCUGCUCCCACAGGUUGGAGGGACAAAGCUUAUUGAUAUGUCAAACUCAGGCUGAUGGGUGGCCACAUAAAGGGCCAGAGAUGGGGAAGAAAGGGGCUAUGUGGAGCUACUGCCAGGAACCAUUGGAACAAAAGUACAAGAGAAGCCAGGAGGUCUGUGAUGGUGGCAAUUUUUAAAAUGAGGAAAUAAAAGAUCUUGACUCUA